Messenger RNA from Penicillium vulpinum, 1530 nucleotides. RefSeq lists its product as uncharacterized. Gene Ontology annotation, molecular function: transmembrane transporter activity. Gene Ontology annotation, cellular component: membrane. The record is from RefSeq and is a predicted model, not a curated record. The coding region runs from base 1 to 1530 and encodes 509 amino acids. The transcript is spliced from 4 exons. Lineage: Eukaryota; Fungi; Ascomycota; Eurotiomycetes; Eurotiales; Aspergillaceae. Gene Ontology annotation, biological process: transmembrane transport.
AUGGCACAGUUUGAAAUCAAAAAAGAUCCUGGUGAUCUAGAGUCUUCCAUCCAAGGCUCGACAAAAGAGGCUAUUGAAAUUGGGGCCACACCUGUCCUCGCAAAGAGUUUCAAUCUUUUCAGUGCUUGCGCGACUGGAGUCACUACCGGAAAUGCUUGGGCGGUUCUGGGAGGCGGAAUUAUUGCCUCUCUCUACAACGGCGGACCACCUGGGAUAAUAUAUGAGUUCGCUACUGCUUCCUUUUUCUAUUGCUUCAUUGCCGCAUCAAUUGCCGAGCUCGCUUCUGCCAUUCCAGCAUCUGGAGGAGUCUAUCACUGGGCGACUAUCACCGCUGGUCCUCGUUAUGGCAGAAUGUGUGGCUGGUUCGCAGGAUGGCUGAAUGGCCUUGCGUGGACAUUCGCUGUAGCAGGAAACUGUUCUAUGACUGGAAGCAUGAUUGUCUAUUCAUACGCACUCUAUCAUCCAGAGGUAAAACCGCAGCGCUGGCAUGUUUUUGUUUGCUAUUUGAUCAUCUCCUGGCUAUGUUGUCUUACUGUCAUGUUCUGCCAAAGAGCUCUCCCGCUCAUCAGCAGAAUCGGAUCAUUCUUCAUUGUUGUCGGGUUCAGUAUCACGGUCUUAGUCUGUGCUGUUAUGCCGAGUCAGAAUGGAGCAGGAUAUGCAUCGAACUCAUUUGUCUGGAAGGACUGGAACAACAUCACCGGUUACCCGGACGGAUUCACAUUCCUCGCAGGCAUGUUGAAUGGGGCAUUCGCAAUCGGGGCCAUUGACUGCGUCACUCAUAUCGCCGAAGAAAUCCCCGAUGCAAGACGAAAUAUCCCAAGAGCACUUGCUUGCCAAGUGACAAUCGGCUUUGCGACUGGCUUUUGUUAUUUAAUCUCUAUGUUCUAUGCUGUCACCGAUCUGCCACUAAUUGUGAACGCCGAUUCCAUCUCUCCCCUGGGUGAUAUAUACUUGCAAGCAACUGGCUCCCGAGCGGGUGCUGUGGGGCUUCUUACUCUCACGAUCGUACCCAUCUUCUGUGCAACGAUCGGAUGCUAUAUUACCGCAGGAAGGACAUUUUAUGUCUUGGGUCGCGACGACGCAACCCCGCUUUCCAAACAUAUUGGCGCCAUCAGUCCGACAUGGAAUAGCCCAUUGUAUGCCACUUUGGCAUGUGGGGUGUUUCUGACAUGUGUCGGGGCAAUUUAUGUGGGAUCAUACACUGCAUUUGAGGCUUUCAUCGGGUCAUUUGUGCUUCUCACGACAAUCUCUUACUUCCUUGCUAUAUUCCCACAUUUGAUAACAGGGCGCAAAAACAUCCGCCCUGGUCCAUUUUGGAUGGGGAAAGUUGGUUCUAUUGUCAAUUCUGUCGCGUGCAUGUACAUUGCCGUCUCGUUUGUGAUUUACUGCUUCCCUUAUGCCCUGCCAACAUCUCCGGAAGAGAUGAAUUAUACUAGUGUGAUCACAUGUGGAUUGACCUUGCUGGUGGCGUUGUGGUGGAUAUUGCAUGGACGAGGGAACUAUACGGGACCACAGGUGGAUUUGCAUUGA